Molecule: messenger RNA, 1778 nt
Organism: Punica granatum (pomegranate)
Lineage: Eukaryota; Viridiplantae; Streptophyta; Magnoliopsida; Myrtales; Lythraceae
Source: RefSeq, a predicted model, not a curated record
GCCUGCAAUCUCAGCUCAAUCUCCACCGAUCUUUUCCUCUCAGCUCCCCUCAGCCUCUCACGUCUCCAUCCCCCCACGACCAUGAAAGUUCACGAUAUUUCUUUUCUUUCUUGGGCUAGAUUUUUUGUGACCGCUUGUCUCUGGGCAUCUUUGCUAUUCUUAGCAAACUUUACCCCGUUGCCGAGCAUAUCUUGUAGUAAAUCCCUCAAGGCAAUGAACUUUAUCCGUUUGCCUGUUCCGGGCAUUCUUUGAUUUCUUUCGUUCAGUUGCUCCUGAUCUUGGUAUGGCCCUCGUUGAGGCAUUUCAUCUAACACUGGAGAGGCCAACUAUGUUGGGUUUGGUUUCGGUUCUGCUCCCUGUUUGGGUCGCUUUUCUCGCUGGGGUUGCCAUUGGAUGGCUAUGGAAGCCUAAGCUGUGGGCGAAACCCAGAAAAGUUCGCUGCGUAUUGAAGAAUCCCGAUACCUCGCCGUCACCUUUGCCUUCAUCUCCGCGUCCACGAACCCCUGCAUCCCCGUUAAAGAGUUAUGGCUCGGCUCCUUGCUUGAAUUCUUUUAACGUGCUCGGUCCGAGUUCCGAGUCCCAACUUCUCAAUGGCGGUGCCAACAAGAAACCACCACCAAACGCAUCUGAAGAGUUCAGUGUCUCGGAGUCUAAGGAAAAGCCGACUUUGUUGACUGAGGAGGACUUGAAGAAACUACGCGACCUUGUUGAAAUGAAGGAUGGAGGUCCCCCUUGGAUCCAUAUGCUCGAUCGUUCGACCACAACUAUGAGCUAUCAUGCAUCCAGAAGAGAUCCCGAGACUGGCCCUCCACAGUACCGAACCCGAACUGUGUUCGAGGAUGCAACGCCUGAAAUGGUGAGGGAUUUCUUCUGGGACGACGAUUUUAGACCAAAGUGGGACAAUAAGCUCGCCUAUUCAUCGACUAUAGAGGAGUGUCUGACUACGGGAAACAUGGUAGUCCACUGGAUACGGAAGUUUCCCUUCUUCUGUAGUGACAGGGAAUACAUAAUAGGCCGUCGGAUAUGGGAAUCGGGCCGGUCAUAUUAUUGUGUGACAAAGGGUGUCUCUGCUCCUAUUCCAAGGCAGGACGAACCGAAACGAGUCGAUUUGUAUUUCUCAAGUUGGUUCAUUCGAGCAGUUGAAUCUGGGAAGAACGAUGGGCAGCUUACAGCAUGCGAAGUCCUGCUAUUCCAUUAUGAAGACAUGGGCAUCCCUUAUGAGAUUGCCAAGCUUGGAGUAAGGCAGGGGAUGUGGGGAGUCGUUAAGAAGAUUGAGCCAAGCUUGAGGGCCUAUCAGAAGGCGAGGUUCUUAGGAGAACCGAUUUCCCGACCAGCUUACAUGGCCCAUAUCAACACCAAAGUAAAUCCCGAGCUUGUGCAGGCCAUCAAGGUGGCCCCUGAUUCAACAGAAACCGAUAAAACAGCCAUUGCUAGUAAACCGGCAGUUGGUAUUUUCCCAAAGGUUCUGCUAGUUGGGGGAGCAAUUGUGCUAGCCUGUAGUCUCAACCGUGGGCUGUUGAGUAAAGCCGUGAUUGUUAGUGCCGCAGGAAGGUUAGCAGAUAUGAGGAAGAAGAUGACACGGACCAGAACCGAUGAGGAUCUGGUGAACGCAUAAAAUUUUGUUUAUCUAUUUGGAGAAAAGACCUAGAAAAUAUCUUCUAUGGAUGAUAUCGAGGUAGUGACUUUCAUGAGUUUGGAAAGGUUAUCUCGAAAUGUAUAGCCAUGUAAUAUUGGAAUUAUAGACACCAAAGCAAUAUUAAAUACCAUAUUCAUUGCAA